UCUCAUUGGAUCGUCAUCAGUAUUUUGGUGCGAAGUAUUCUCGGAUAGUCGGAACAAUUUAAAGAAUUUUCAAUAUUUCUGCGUGUGUGUUGGUUUUCUGAGUUGGUUGGCAAUGCGAUAUACAGGGUUACAUGCCACGAGCGAAUAUGAGCUAGAAGAUGGUGAUUCAAACGCUACUCAAAGCUUCGACUUCAACAAAACGUCAAUGUUUACUGGAUACAGGCAGAUUAUUUGUCAGAUAAACGUAUUACUUCUUGUCACUGUGAACUGUUGCACCACCUUCCAUGUUGUAUACAUCAGGAAUUUUCUAAUAAUCGUAGCCGACAAUUUGCUGCCCAAUCACAUCUUUCCAGAUUUAGCCAGGACAAUGUUGUACGGAUCAGUUUUUGUUGUACCUCAGAUAUGUGUUCUUGUUAUGAGUCAUGUCGUUAAACAGUUUGGAGCAUUCAAAGUGUGCCAGAUAACUUUUUACAUAAAAAUUGUUUCCUCGGCAACAAUGUACGCGAUUGGUCCACAUCACUCAUGGAUACUUGCUUCAUUUAUUUUGACCGAUUCAAGUAUCACCAUAGCUACCGGGCAGUAUUUUGAUUUACUGAUGUCUGACUGCAUUGACGAAGACAUGAAAACAUAUAACAAAAGGUCACCUCGAUCGUCGAUGUUUUAUGGAAUGAAUGCUUUAUUUGUCAAACCUACACAGUCACUUGCGCCAAUGUUGGUGCUCGCCAUUUUGAGUAGAAGUGGUUACGAAUCCGGGAAAGAUGAAAUGGCGUCUGACCCAGAUGAUAUUUUGAACCUUCACGAAGUCAUGUUUCAAAUUGUAUGUUUUGUGCCAUUGAUUCUUGGGUUGAUACAGACGUUGAUCUGGACUAAAUAUUCUCUUCGAGACAGUCAUUUGGACACAAAAAGAUUACAUGUGGUAUAAUACGUCCACAAUGCGCUGUACAGUAAUAAAAUUGUGUUUUUAACCAGUUUACCUAUAUAUUACCCGUUCGUUUCCUUAUUGUUUGUUUAAAAUUCAACAUAAUUCAGAUUUCAGGGUUAGACAAAUCUUUCGCUGUCGUGAAUUCUCCUACCUUGUCACCAGAUGUUCCUAUUUACAUAUAUUAAAUAAAAGAUUACUAUAAUUAUUA
This is a messenger RNA of Saccoglossus kowalevskii, 1130 nucleotides long. Its product is annotated as solute carrier family 68 member 1-like. The record is from RefSeq and is a predicted model, not a curated record. NCBI's taxonomy places the organism in Eukaryota, Metazoa, Hemichordata, Enteropneusta, Harrimaniidae.